GCUGCCACAUUUUCUGCAAGUGUACAAUGCCUAGUAGCAGCGAGGUGGUAGUGUUUUUUUGCUUAAGCUUCAGUAUUUAAUCAAGCAAAGAACGUGUAGGAAACUACUAGAAAAUUAAGAAUUGUUAGCAAUGCAAAUGAGAAGUGGCGUAUUAAUUGCAUUGUGGCUAUGCCUCUCGCUGAAUGAAGGCCUGGCCCUACUGGAGAACGAAGGCGAGACUAUCAACAGAUGCAUCCAAAACUAUGGCGGACUUACUGCGGAAAUCGCCGAGCGCCUAGAACGAUUCAAGGAUUGGUCGGACGGCUACGAGGAAAUCCCCUGCUUCACGCGGUGUUAUCUGUCUGGGAUGUUCGACUUCUACAGUAACUUAACUGGUUUCAAUAAAGCCGGAAUUGUGGAAGUCUUUGGAAGCUCCGUCUACGAAGCCUGUCGACACAAAUUGGAACAGCCAUUCCAAUUGGGCGAGAGCAGCUGCAAACACGCCUACGAGGGCUUCCACUGCAUCACCAACAUGGAAAACCACCCGUUCACGCUUAUCGAGAACAUGCCAAACAUCUCCCCGUCGGCCAAGAGUGCAAUGAAGGACUGCCUGCAGAUUGUCCACCUGGACGAGUGGAAGAAGUUCGUUCUCUUCGCGGACUAUCCUGUCAACGAACCGAUUCCUUGCUUCACCCGGUGCUUCGUGGACAAGUUGCAUAUCUUCGAGGAGAAAACGCGGCUUUGGAAACUGGAGGCCAUGAAACAACACCUGGGCGUUCCGGCCAAAGGAGUUCGCGUAGGGAACUGCCAUCGGCAGCGUGGCAAGGACCGAUGUGCCACAUAUUACAAACAGUUCACCUGCUACACGCUGGCCGACUAGCCAGCGCCCUUUUUUAAAGCGGCUAUCAUUGUGAAGCAAAAUUAUAAACCGAUUAAAUAUUAAUUCAAUGGCA
Drosophila erecta is the source of this 932-nucleotide messenger RNA. RefSeq lists its product as uncharacterized. Bases 131 to 859 code for a protein of 242 amino acids. Gene Ontology annotation, molecular function: odorant binding. NCBI's taxonomy places the organism in Eukaryota, Metazoa, Arthropoda, Insecta, Diptera, Drosophilidae. The transcript has 3 exons. The record is from RefSeq and is a predicted model, not a curated record. Gene Ontology annotation, biological process: sensory perception of smell.